UUGAGAGGCUGCUCUGAACUAUAUAAAGCUAUGAGAUCAGACUUUUGAAAACUCCACCUUCCAAUCUUGAGCCACAAACACGUAUUUUAGGAGGGAAUCCUAUCCCACAAUGUACUGACCUCAAGAGGCUUUGAGCUAAAAGUAAGUAACGCUGGAGCUUCAGCAGCACUGCAGAAAAACUAACAGGCAAGAGGCACUCAGAAGGACAUUCAGCUUGAUCAUAGGCACUCUUUAAGAGUUCACCACUGGGAAUGAUGUUACUGUGGACUUUUCAAGCAAUGAAGAAGAGGCAGCUUUUCUGGACAGCAUUCUGUGUGUUGAGCCUUCUGGACAAUCAUGUUUUUGCAGAUGAAGCAACAACUUCGGAAAAGGUUUCACCAGUUGCUACCACCACUGUGAAACCCACUGCCACCACAAAAAUGCCAACUGGAGUUGCCACUACACCUAAAGUUUCAACAACAGCAGUAUCUCUAGUACCAGAAAAUUCAACCUCAGAAGAUAUAGCACUCAAAAAGAAUGCCAGCAGCACCCUUAUUCCGCCUGUAACAACAGCCAGAUCAAUAUCACACAUAUCUACAACACAAGGGAAUGAAUCAUAUGCUGCCAGCAAUGGAACAACUGAAACUCCAAUUGCAGUAAAAUCUGUGACAUCUAGUCCUAUUGUGCAGACAAAAACUGAGGUCACCACAUCAUCUAACACAGCCAGAGUUGAAGACAGUCAAGUGCAGUUCACAUGUAUGAAUCUCAAGGAAGUAAAAAGUACAAAAGUCAUCUGCUUGGAGCUCAAUGGAUCUUCCACAUGUGAACAGUUUAUAAACCAGAAAAGAGAACACCUGGGAAAGGUGCUUUGUGCAGCAAAUGAUACAUGCCACAUCAAACUGACAAAAUCUGCUCUGAAUAGCAGGUGCAUACUUUUGGUUGGUGUUAAUGAUAAAGGCACAGAUGCACUGGAUACUGUUAUUGCAAUGAAGAGGCAUGAUUUGCAAGAGGUAGGGAUAACAACCCAUAAACAAGAGGACAUUGAAAGUCACAAGGACUAUUCUCGGAAGACACUUAUUGCCUUGGUCACGUCUGGUCUGUUGCUGGCAUUUCUGGGAUUGGCUGGAUACCACCUUAUGAAACGACGGAGCUGGAGCCCCAUGGGAGAGAGGCUGGGCGAAGACCCAUAUUACACAGAAAAUGGCAGCCAUGGCACCCCUGCAAUCUCUGUGGCUUCUCAUGAACAGUGUGACCUGCAGGAUAAGCCAAAUCUCAAUGGAGGGGCUCGGGAAAAUGGGACUGGGCAGCCAGCAUCCAAAAAUGGACACUCAACCAAGCCACACGUCGUUGCAGACACCGAGCUGUGAAAAGCCUUGUAAAUGUGGCCUGAAAGACCAGAGUGGAAAAAUCAAAGAAUUAGGGGGCACAAAUGUCAUGAACAGAUUUAUAAUCAUUUUAUUUUCUACAAGCUCAAAAAUCCCAUUCUAAGGUGUAUGUUUUCCAAGAGCUACCAGAGAACUUCACUGUAUGCUUUUGUUUGCUUAGCAAGUUACUUGAAUGGGAUUGAGUGUGUUCUUAAUUCUUUUAGGGGGUGGGUCGCUCUAUCUCAGACCAAAAUGAAAUGUAAUACUCCCCAACAGGAAUAUUACAUGGAAUAGUAGAGUAGAUUUGUCUUUUGUUUGUUGGUUUGUGUUAUAAACUUGCUUGCUGGCUCCAAAGCUCUUUAGGCAAAGUCUAAACAUCCCUAAUGUUACCAAAUAACAUGAUAUUGAUGCAGGUCAGUGAUCUUAACUAAGGUCCCUUCCACACAGCUGAAUAAAAUCCCCCAUUAUCUGCUUUGAACUGGGAUAUAUGGCAGUAUGGACUCAGAUAACCCAGAUCAAAAUAGAUAUUGUGAGUUAUUCUGUCUUGAUAUUCUGAGUUAUAUGGCUCUGUGGAAGGGCCUUAAGUCCCAAUUCAUGUACAAUUCAAUCAGAUCUGUAAAUGCUAAAAUAUAUGACCAUAUUCUGACUUGUCUCAUGCUACUUCAAGUAACAUUUUCAAGUUUUCAUGAUCAAGAAUUUCCAUUUGUGUGCAUUUAUUAGAUAUAUUAGACUUGCACACCAUGCAAAAAUGAUUGAAAUAAUCAACCGUUGAAAAAGAAAUUGAGCUUGUUAGAUCUCAAGAGGUCCACCAUUGCUGUUUGGGGAGACUGGGGUGGGGGUAAGGUUUCUCCUGAUUUUUACAUGCAACUCAAACUUGCUUUUUGUGUUGCCUUGUUCUGUAACCCCAUCACACUCAUAAGCCUUCUGAAUUACCAUUUAGCAAUCCCUGAACAAUGCAGAUUCAAUUCUAUUUUAGACCAGAUUUGCACAGCAAAACAAGGUGAACUUUCAUUUAACAACAUUAUUGAAUAAUGGAGGAGAGGCCUCCAUAAACAACAUAGAACUGCAGUCAGCAAGUGGCUAGAAACUACGAUUGCUCAUUUACUCUGACAGUUCAGGUUUUCUCCCUAAGGGUUUUGUUUUCAAUUCAUUGUUUAUAUAAAAAUGAGCAAUGAGAAACACUGAUAUGCAGCGAUUGUUGGAUAUACUGUAUUGCAAACUUCAGUCCAGAUGAAAUUAGUUUAUUAAAAUCAGUAGACAAAUUAGUCAGUCAUUCUUAAAUCAAUUGGGCUGUUAGUCUCCUAAAACUACAGUCCUAUAGCUACUUACCUGGUACUUGAACUCCCUGGGGCUUACUUCUAGGUAGUCAUUUAUAGGAUUGUGCUGUAAAUAAAAUAAACUUUCUUUAGAUUAAAGUUUUUGAAUUUCCAUCAGAACAUUCAAAAAUAUAACCUUAGUUUUUGGUCUAA
This is a messenger RNA of Anolis sagrei ordinatus, 2812 nucleotides long. It is a transcript of the gene CD34, whose product is annotated as CD34 molecule. Gene Ontology annotation, cellular component: membrane. NCBI's taxonomy places the organism in Eukaryota, Metazoa, Chordata, Lepidosauria, Squamata, Anolidae. The record is from RefSeq and is a predicted model, not a curated record. Gene Ontology annotation, biological process: cell-matrix adhesion.